UCUCUUCCCUUUGCCUUUGGAACACACAGAACAGUCUGAUUAUUUGCAGAGACUGCUGGAUCCGUCGCUUUCCGGGUCUUCUGGUUGACCUGGAGGAGUCUCAGAAGCUGGGAGCUCAGUUCCUGAAGUAUUAUUCUGAAAGCACGGGCCAGAAAUGCAGCAGGAGCUGCUGCCUUAGGAAGGAUGUUUCCUGUAACGUGGCUGUCUUCUACCAUGAUCCUAUUCACGACAAUGUCAACUGCCUCCAUAUUCACUGCCCAACGCUGGAAAGCUGUGUAUUAGAGCCUGGAACCAGUGCCAUUUUAUACAACAUAACAGAAGGUAUAGAUCCAGAUUUGCUGGUUUUUGAACAAUCACCUCCUACAUAUCUAAAUACCCGUUCAUCUAAUACAGGGGACAGACUAAGGAUUCUAAAAGCUGCGAACAUAGGUAAACACCAAAGCACCACGAUAAACCCAAUGCCACCGUCAGUAGAGGCACCAUCAUCAAACACACAUCAAGAUUUGGUUGUAAACACAAACAAGACCAGGUCUUCCAAGGAACUAACCACAGAUUCUUGGGCAAGUUUCAUUUCCCUGAAUAAGUCCAUUACCACAGAGGUGAAUAUGGUGUCACGCAGUACUGAUCUCAUCAACAAUCCAGAUAACAAGACUGUUUCUCCUUUCUUUAUGCCGGUAGACACAAAACUUUUUCCUAGGCCUGUUCCAUCCCGACUCAACAGUAGCAAACAACUACUAAACAAAACCAAGGGGUACAACAGCAGAAACCACACAUCUGAGGAUGAAGACAUGACACCUGACGGGGCAUCUGUGACUCCAAAUAUAUGGCUGGCUCUGGUGGCCUCUGUCAUCUUUCUUUGCUGUUGUAUAAUCAUCCUGGCAUCUGGAUGCUGUAGAAAGCAGAGGCAGUAUAAACCAGGGCAGAGAAAGUCAGGACCCAGGCAAAUUAAAAAAUUUAACACUCUGGGGGCGUCUGGGUGGCUUAGUCGGUUAAGCGUCCGACUGUCCUGUUGA
This is a messenger RNA of Hyaena hyaena (striped hyena), 1013 nucleotides long. RefSeq names its product MANSC domain containing 4 (gene MANSC4). The coding region runs from base 459 to 1013 and encodes 184 amino acids. The transcript is spliced from 5 exons. The record is from RefSeq and is a predicted model, not a curated record. Lineage: Eukaryota; Metazoa; Chordata; Mammalia; Carnivora; Hyaenidae.